CAUGUAUUAUUCAAGUUGCUCCGCGGACUGAGAGACGGGAGUUGCUUGUUGACGUCAGCAAACUUCUCCGGCAGCAGCUGUAGAGGAGCGGAGGUCUGAGGGAGGAGAUGAGGGAAUGAGGCUGCUGGAUGUGGAGCUCGAGACCGUGCAGCGCCGAGCACUUGGGGGCUAUUUUUUAUUUUUAUUUUUUUAAUUCUUUCUUCUUUUUUCUUUUCUACUCCGGGACUGUUUUCGGGACCUCUCCUCGUUUCGGUGAGACGCAGCACUGAUGAGCUCCCACCAGCCUGUCGAUGAGUAAAGCACAACAGAGACCCAACAGCAACAGUCUGCAGUGACAGUGUAAUAUAGGCAGACGCUCCGGAGGGACCUCGGAGACGCACAUUUUUCCACUAUGAACCGCGCCUUCAACAGGAAAAAAGAUAAAUCAUGGAUGCACACCCCGGAAGCGCUGGCCAAGCAUUACAUACCCUACAAUGUCAAGUUCCUGGGAAACACGGAGGUGGAAGCCCCCAAAGGCACGGAAGUCGUAAAGGACGCAGUCAGGAAGCUGAAGUUUCAGAGACACAUCAAGAAGUCCGAGGGACAGAAGACCCCCAAAGUGGAAUUGCAGAUCUCCAUUUACGGCGUGAAGAUACUGGACUCCAAGACAAAAGAUGUGCAGCAUAACUGUCAGCUGCACAGGAUAUCCUUCUGCGCGGACGACAAGACGGACAAAAGGAUAUUCACCUUCAUCUGCAAGGACUCCGAGUCCAACAAGCACCUCUGCUUCGUGUUCGACAGCGAGAAGUGUGCGGAGGAGAUCACGCUCACCAUCGGGCAGGCGUUCGACUUGGCCUACAAGAAGUUCCUGGAGUCUGGAGGCAAAGACGUGGAGACCAGGAAGCAGAUCGGGACGCUGCAGAAAAGAAUCCAGGAGCUGGAAUCGGAAAACUCUGAGCUGAAGCAACAGCUUCAAGAUCUUGAAGAGCAGCUGAUGAUAGCUCACGAGCCACCACCGCUGCACAUAAACGCCACCAACGAGGCGUACAUGCUGCAGAGGCCCUCCUCUCUCUUCUGGUGCCACAGCAUCAAGUCGCUCUCCUGUCUGGAGAUCUCCUCCAUCACGCUCACCCCCAUGAGCUCGCCGGAGUCCAACUUGUCCAGCGGGCUACUAACUCCUCCGCCUGCCAAACCCGCUCCGCUUCCUCCUAAGCCGACCGAGGGAUGCAGCAUCCCGCGGCCUCGCGCGGGGAGCGUCUCCACCAAGCCGCUGUCGACGGACGUUUUCGACAUGGUUCCCUUCUCCCCCGUGACGCCGCUGGUUCCCACGGUGGCCAGUAACGGCUGCCCGCCGCCGCCGACCACGUUGCCCCCAGACAUACGGAAAGACCUGUUCGGCUCGGAGCCGUUUGACCCGUUCACCUGCGGGUCAGCUGACUUCCCUCCAGAUAUCCAGUCGAAGCUGGACGAGAUGCAGGAGGGGUUCAAAAUGGGACUGACCUUAGGGGGCGCCGUCUUCGCUCUGGACCCGCUAGACAGCCGCUGCUGAUGCCACGAAGAUGCUUUUAACUCGUUUGUAUGAAGAAGUGCCAAAAUCCACUCCGCGGUUUUCAUCUUGAGGUUUAUAUAUGCAUUUGCAUUUAGAUUGUUUUUUUUUUUUUUGUGGAAUAUGUCAAGGUAGACUCAGAUCCAUUAUAGAAAAGAAAUAUUUUUGUAAAAAGAAAAAAAUAAAGUACUUUUGCUUGCACAUGCAAUGAGAGAUGUAAAUAGUCGAAUAUGUCCAAUGGUACACUCUGGGGCAGAAUUUUCAUAUGAAUGAAUGUGUAUGCACCAUUUGAACUAUAUUGUUGUAUUGUUAACACAUUCCUGUUUGUAUGCCGAACACAAGCUGGCAAAGAAAAUAAAUUGAAUCUCUAUCAAGCAUCAGCUUGCCCAUAACAACAUAUAGGUUACUUUACUUAACAGUAUGGAGUUAAUUAAUACAAUCUGAUCUUUUUGGGAGGGCUUGCCAAUCUUUUAAUCUUUUAUUUUUUACAUUUAUUUUAUUUGUAUUUUGCAGGUUUUAGUUGCCAUUUCAGUAUUUACUUCUCGUUUCUUUUAAUUGUCAUAAUUUUAGUCUCCUCUUUUUUUGACAGCCUCUGUCCAUAUACAGUACUUUUCCAUAUUUUUUAAAAACUUUUGGUUGCAUUGACUUUGCUGUUACAGAUAAUAAAGAAAGUCUUACUGCGA
Molecule: messenger RNA, 2208 nt
Organism: Cyclopterus lumpus (lumpfish)
Lineage: Eukaryota; Metazoa; Chordata; Actinopteri; Perciformes; Cyclopteridae
Gene: gulp1a
Product: GULP PTB domain containing engulfment adaptor 1a
Exons: 13
Coding region: 392-1528 (378 amino acids)
Source: RefSeq, a predicted model, not a curated record